Molecule: messenger RNA, 824 nt
Organism: Pyrgilauda ruficollis (rufous-necked snowfinch)
Lineage: Eukaryota; Metazoa; Chordata; Aves; Passeriformes; Passeridae
Gene: UBTD2
Product: ubiquitin domain containing 2
Exons: 2
Coding region: 90-662 (190 amino acids)
Molecular function (GO): protein binding
Source: RefSeq, a predicted model, not a curated record
AUUCCCUUUUUUCUUUGUCCCCCACAGUGGCUCUUGGUCGUAACCAACCCCUGAAGAAGGAGAAACCCAAAUGGAAGAGCGAUUACCCCAUGACGGACGGGCAGCUGCGCAGUAAGAGGGAUGAAUUUUGGGACACAGCCCCGGCCUUUGAGGGCAGGAAGGAGAUUUGGGAUGCCCUCAAGGCUGCUGCCCACGCCUUUGAGAGCAACGACCACGAACUGGCACAAGCAAUCAUUGAUGGUGCAAACAUAACACUGCCCCAUGGUGCUCUUACGGAGUGUUACGAUGAACUGGGCAACCGCUACCAGCUCCCCGUCUACUGCCUCGCCCCACCCAUCAACAUGAUCGAGGAGAAGGGUGACCUGGAGACUCUGGACAUCCCUGAGCCCCCUCCCAACUCCGGGCACGAGUGCCAGCUCCGCCUGCGCCUGUCCACGGGCAAAGACCUGAAGCUGCUGGUGCGCAGCAUGGACACCGUGUACCACAUGAAGCGGCGGCUGCACGCCGUGGAGGGAGUGGAGCCGGGCAGCCAGCGCUGGUUCUUCUCUGGGAGACCCCUGGCAGACAAAAUGAAACUGGAGGAGUUGAAAAUCCCAAAGGACUACGUGGUGCAAGUGAUCGUGAGCCAGCCCUUAGCAAAUCCCACCCCGGUGGAAAACUGACCGCUGCUCGUUCGUUGGUUCUUCUCUGCCGCGUCUCUCUUGUGGGGUUUGUUUUCACUGCCCUCUCUUCUUUCUGGGGUUGGCCUGCUCGUGGAUGGGUUGCAAGAAAUGACCAGCAAAAACAAAAAAAAAAAUUCCAUCUGUGAUGGAGAUCUGUAAAAA